Messenger RNA from Coffea eugenioides, 1048 nucleotides. RefSeq lists its product as uncharacterized. The record is from RefSeq and is a predicted model, not a curated record. NCBI's taxonomy places the organism in Eukaryota, Viridiplantae, Streptophyta, Magnoliopsida, Gentianales, Rubiaceae. The transcript has a single exon. The coding region runs from base 526 to 756 and encodes 76 amino acids.
AGUGACUGCUGCUGCUUACUAGUUGCUCCAGCGGACAGAUAGUUAGAAGCCCACCAUCCCCAAUUGAAAAAAAGAAGCAGGACAUGGAUUUGAAUACCACCACCACCACCACUUCCAUCUCCGGCUGCCCUGCCCAGCCCAUGGAUUUAGCCGUAGCUGCUACUGCUACACCAUGGCACGUUUCCUGAAUAUAUACUCCUACUGAUAUAAAAUCCCAGGCAGGCUUUGGAAGUUGACUGAGAUUUAUACAUAGUAAUUUUCUUUUAUAUUUAUUAGUAUUAGCAGUCCCCCAAUCCACACCCCAAUAUAGUACUAGUAGUAGUAGUUCGGUGGAGCCGCAGACGGAAUUUCCCAGAACGGUCGCAAUUCUCAAUUGGAAUUAAGCUGCUUCUACUUCCUACUUCUCUACAUCCAACUCCACCUCAUAAUCCACACGACUCCUGUCCUCGGAUCUUUGGCUAAUUAUAUAAUAUUCUACUCUAGUUGUUUCGCAAUUCGGUACACAAAACAACUGCUGAUACUAGUAUGAUACUGGUGGCCAUAGUGGCGGAGCUGUUGGAGGAGUACACGGUGUUGGUGGCUAGGGUGCUGGAGCAUAUGUUCAACCAGGCUCCCCUCCCCUUCCCUCCGCGGGUUCGUUUUCUCAUUCUCCGUAAUCUUCCCUUUGCUUCUUCUUCUCCUUCUCUUCCUCCGCCUCCGCCUCCCCCUCCUCCUCGUGCUUCUCGCGACAUCACAUGCCCUCUUCCUCAGUCCUGAUCCAUGCACACUUUUCGUACUAGAAUCCAUCCGUCAACUAAUAAGAUCCUGCAAGCCCAAUGUUAGCCCCCGGCCUCCCUCUUAUUCUGUUUUAGCAAUUUUCAAAUAUUUUUCUUUCUUUUUCGUUUUCCUUUUCUCUUUUAUGUAUAUUACAUAUAUCUAGCUGCUAGCCUCCUAGAAUUUGAUUACUAGUACUACUAUUACAGAGAUCUGUAUAUGAAAUUGUGGUUUUUUUUUUCCUUUUUGUACAUGUAAGAAUGCAUGUUCCCCCUGAAUAAAAAAAAAAUGCAUG